Lactuca virosa is the source of this 1092-nucleotide messenger RNA. Lineage: Eukaryota; Viridiplantae; Streptophyta; Magnoliopsida; Asterales; Asteraceae. The record is from the annotation of a GenBank genome assembly.
AUGGACGCAAGACGGAAUGUCACCAAACGAGGGUUUAUUAGGUACACAUUUCUUCUACUUCUGAUACUCGUGACCCUUUCUUUUAUCGCCAUCUUCAACCACACCCAAUUCCAAAACAUAUCUUCAUUCUUACGACCACUUUGGGACACACCGCCACCUCCAUUUCAGUACAUACCCCAUUACUACGCAGAAAACGCCUCCAUCAACAACCUCUGCAACCUCCAUGGAUGGACCUUAAGCUCUGAACCACGCAACGUCUUCGAUGCUAUCCUAUUCAGCAACGAACUCGACUUGCUUGAACUCAGAUGGCGUGAACUUUACCCUUAUGUCACCAAAUUCAUAAUCCUCGAAUCAAACAUGACCUUCACCGGAAUCCCCAAACCUCUCACCUUUGCUUUAAAUCGCCACCGUUUUGCUUUCGCUGAAGAAAAAAUAAUUUACGGUUUCCUCCCCGGAGACGUCCCACCUUCCGAUGUCCAUAUCGACCCCUUUUUGAUCGAGUCACAUCACCGGAGCAUCAUGAACGAGUUAAUCCGACGGUCUGGAAUCUCCGACGGCGAUCUUCUGAUUGUAUCAGACACCGACGAGAUUCCGAGUUCACACACUGUUAAUCUUCUCCGGUUGUGCGACGGGUUGCCGUCGGUGUUGCAUCUCGAAAUGAGAAAUUACCUUUACUCGUUUGAGUUUCCGGUUGAUUACAAUAGCUGGCGGGCCACCGCUCAUAUAUACAGCCGGUGGAGUCGUUACCGCCACUCCCGCCAGACGGAUCUGAUACUCUCCGACGCCGGAUGGCAUUGCAGCUUCUGUUUCCGGCACCUGAGUGAUUUCGUUACAAAGAUGACGGGGUAUAGUCACGCCGAUCGAGUGAAGAGAAAAGAGUAUUUGGAUUACUCGAGGAUUCAGCGUAAGAUUUGUGGUGGAGAUGAUUUGUAUGAUAUGUUGCCGGAGGAAUUUAGUUUUAAGAAGUUGAUCGGAAAAAUGGGGUCGGUGCCUCGUUCGUCGUCGGCGGUUCAUCUUCCGGGAUAUUUAAUAGAAAACGCCGAGAAGUUUAAGUUUCUUCUUCCAGGUGGUUGUCAGCGUUCACCGGAGUGA